Messenger RNA from Spodoptera exigua (beet armyworm), 2012 nucleotides. NCBI's taxonomy places the organism in Eukaryota, Metazoa, Arthropoda, Insecta, Lepidoptera, Noctuidae. The record is from the annotation of a GenBank genome assembly.
GGCGGACGUCUACUCCUCGUAGCAUAUGGAUAAGAUCGCGACCGGGAAAAUAUCGAACUUUGACUUGAACUAUUAAUUAAAUUAACCCGACAAUUUUUAAAUAAAACAGCAAGUCUAAAGCUAAAGUAAAUUAAAAAACGGGUGAACGCAGUGUGCUGAAUAUAUUAACCUAAAUACAACAAUGUGAAGUUGUUUUACGCUAAUAUUUAUAUUGGCUAUUGUCGUGUUAUCAGCUACUGUCGGCGUAAACCACAGGAGUAAUUUUUUUUAUCAGUCCAUGGUAGUUCAAUGGUGUUCAUUGCCGCACGUGGUGUUUCCCGCCGCAGCUCACACCGCAGUGUGAUGCAAUGUUUGUAUGACGGUGCUUCAGAAUUUCGGCUGUGCUACAUCUUGCUGUUGACAAUGUGUAAAAGUGUUUAAUUUUACAAGUGAUACGCUCAAAGUCGUCUACUUCUACAAAUAAUUUGUUAUUUAUAAACGUUGAUCAUGGCAAAAGUGAGUGAUAUUGAUGCCCCGCCGCCGAAACCGAUGGAAAUGGGCCCAGAAACGAAUGACACCGGUGAUGGAGAAUCCGAUGAAGGGGUUCAUUUGAAGAAGGAAUUAGGGCUGAUGAACGGUGUGGCUAUUAUAGUCGGUGUGAUAGUUGGAUCAGGAAUAUUCGUGUCUCCUAGUCUAGCCCUCAAACAUGCUGGCUCUAAGGGCAUGGCGCUGAUCGUGUGGGUACUCUCCGGGUUCCUCUCGAUGAUCGGAGCUCUCUGCUAUGCAGAGUUAGGUACAAUGAUUCCAAAGUCAGGAGGUGACUACGCUUACAUUGGAGAAGCGUUCGGAUCUCUCCCUUCAUUCCUGUACUUGUGGGUGGCGCUGUUCAUCCUGGUACCAACUGGGAACGCCAUUACGGCGCUGACCUUUGCACAGAACAUCCUUAAACCAUUGUGGCCAGCCUGCACGCCUCCAGAUGCAGCUGUCAGUCUCAUAGCAGCUUCGGUAACAUGUUUCCUGACAGUUAUAAACUGCUAUAACGUUAAGUGGGUGACGCGAGUGCAAGAUUCGUUCACGGCGGCGAAGAUUCUUGCGUUGCUUGUCACAUUUUUUGCUAGUUUAUGGCACAUGUACUCCGAUACGACGGAGAACUUGGAGAAUAUGAUGGAGGGCACGAUCACAGCGCCCGGAGAACUGGCCAUAGCGUUCUACACAGGACUGUUCUCUUACUCCGGAUGGAACUACUUAAACUUUGUGACGGAAGAAUUGAAAGAACCCUACAAAAACUUGCCUCGGGCUAUCUGCAUCUCCAUGCCGGUGGUGACCUUGGUCUACGCGUUGACAAAUGUGGCAUACUUCGCAGUUCUCACCAACGAUGAGAUCCAUUCGUCUCAAGCAGUCGCUGUGACCUUCAGCGUGAAGAUCCUUGGCAUGAUGUCCUGGAUAAUGCCUUUGUUCGUUGCUCUCUGCACCUUUGGGUCCCUAAAUGGAGCCAUCUACGCCUCAUCCAGGCUGUUCUUCGUCGGAGCCAGAAAUGGACACUUACCACUUGCCAUAUCUCUGAUUGACGUUAGGAGGCUAACUCCUGUACCUUCGUUAAUAUUCCUUUGUAUAGCGACGUUGGUCCUGCUGCUUUCAAACAACGUGGAAUCGCUGAUAGUGUACGUGACGGCAGUGGAGUCUCUGUUUACGCUGGCAUCGGUGGCUGGCUUGCUGUACAUGCGGUAUACGCGACCGAACCUCAUGCGACCCAUCCGAGUCAACAUCAUUCUCCCUAUCUCUUUCCUCAUCAUCUGCACGUUCGUCGUGAUCUGCUCGUGUUUCACGACACCCGUGGAAGUUGGCAUAGGUGUUGUCUUCAUCGCCAUCGGUGUUCCAGUAUACUACAUCUUCAUCGUCUGGAAGAAUAAACCCCAAUGGUUGAUCUCAGCGUGCAAUUCCUUCAACCUCGCCUGCUCCAAAAUAUUCCUCUGCCUCCCCGAAAGUUCCAAGGAUUUAUGAUCUUUAUGUUACAUAUCUUAUGUAUGUAUUUA